This is a messenger RNA of Vigna radiata var. radiata (mung bean), 668 nucleotides long. Its product is annotated as cytochrome c oxidase-assembly factor COX23, mitochondrial. The transcript has 3 exons. NCBI's taxonomy places the organism in Eukaryota, Viridiplantae, Streptophyta, Magnoliopsida, Fabales, Fabaceae. The record is from RefSeq and is a predicted model, not a curated record. Bases 187 to 402 code for a protein of 71 amino acids.
ACCAAAAUCAUGUAACCGAGGGAUUUUAUCGUUGCCGAUCGCAGCCUCAAUAAACUAUAUACUUGAUAGAUUUAUUUUCUACAAUUAUAUUUGAUAUAUUUUAUUUUAAAUCAUAUUAGAGAAAAUAUUAUGCUAUAUUAAAAUUUGCAGAAGCUCUAUUACUCCAGUUAGUUUGCCCCAACGGUGAUGGCGUCAAAAGGUUCAACACCUCCGUAUCCCAGUGCUGCUAGAAUCGCCGAUUCUCAGUGUUUUCCGCAAUACACCGCUUCUCUCAAAUGUUUAGAAAAAUUUAAUUCUGAUAAGAGUAAAUGUCAAGAACAUUUUGAUGUUUACAAGGAGUGCAAGAAAAAAGAGAGGGAAGCACGAUUGGAACGAAAUAAAAAUCGGUCCCUCUUCUCAUGAAACCUUGGCUGGGAUUUUACUGAUUGUAUAAUAGAAAACAAAAUCAAGACUUCACCAAGAUCACUGGUUCACCUAUUAUAGCACUGAGCUUAUGAAACUUUCUGAAGCUGCUGCGAGAUGAUGUUCCAAUAAAUGUGUACAAUGGUAUUCUACACUAUGCCCUUUUUGUCUCAAUUCUUAGUUAGGUUCCUUUUUCUUUCUUUUUUAAAUGCAUAGAAGUGUUUUAACUGUUAAAUUCUAGCAAGAAAAUUUAAGUUAAUCGGUGA